Messenger RNA from Acaulospora morrowiae, 362 nucleotides. Lineage: Eukaryota; Fungi; Glomeromycota; Glomeromycetes; Diversisporales; Acaulosporaceae. The record is from the annotation of a GenBank genome assembly.
ACGCUGGCCCCGAAGAGGAACAAUGCCGGGAAGCUGUCAUGGCCGUGAUCACGAUCGUGCCCCUCAUCCCGAAGAAACCAACAAAAUUAGGUGGAACAGAGCCAACAAUCAAGCCAUACUUACCACGACGGACCUCCAACAGCAUGGACGACGAAUUGCGACGACAAGCUUCCAGAACCACAGGAGAAAUGCCGAAUCGACGAAACCGCGGGAGCUAUGAUGAACAAGACCAACAGGGGAACAACCAGGAUGAGAGAAAAGAGAGGUCGGGAAAACGGCACAAGGUAGAUAGCAUCCCCAAGUAUAUAUUCCACACAAAAACUCAAUUUCGACCCCAAAUCACCAACUACCCAUUUUCAUAG